Molecule: messenger RNA, 293 nt
Organism: Porites lobata
Lineage: Eukaryota; Metazoa; Cnidaria; Anthozoa; Scleractinia; Poritidae
Source: the annotation of a GenBank genome assembly
AUGGCGGACAAGUGUAUACCAUGUAACAAAAUCGUCUCUACAAGGCAACAAGCCAUCCAAUGCGAUGGUUGUUUGAAAUGGAACCACAGAACCUGUAACACUGGUAAGUGUAAUCUUCUGCAGUUUUUCGUGAAUUCUCUACAUUGUUCCUUACCUCACUCUUUUAUAAUUUCGCAGGCAUUUCUCAACAAGAGUAUAGAGAAGCUGUCAACGCCGGCACGGGAAUACAAUGGCUGUGUGAACCCUGUCAGGUGCCAGUUGCGGAGAGUUCUAGAAUCUCAUCAGAGUCGUCA